Messenger RNA from Petromyzon marinus (sea lamprey), 3820 nucleotides. RefSeq names its product chromosome 37 C17orf75 homolog (gene C37H17orf75). NCBI's taxonomy places the organism in Eukaryota, Metazoa, Chordata, Hyperoartia, Petromyzontiformes, Petromyzontidae. The record is from RefSeq and is a predicted model, not a curated record. Gene Ontology annotation, cellular component: trans-Golgi network.
UUACCUACGUGACUUUACCCCAUAGAACCAAAGAGUAUAGACAAAUCCUUGUCGACCAGACGAGUCGCUUGAAAUCUCUGCGGCCCCGCGCCAGCAGGGGGCGUGAGCGAGCACGUUGCAGGGCUGCGCCUUCAGCUCCCCCAGCAGCACCCAGGCCGGCACCACCACGGCCACAGCCGUGCCCCGCGGAGCCGUCGGGUUUUAUGCGUCUCUCCGUAGACAACACCGAAGAUAACAGCAACGAUAGCAGCAGCAGCAGCAAUGGAGGCGGCGGCACUGUUCGCGGAGUCCACGGAAGAGGAGUCGUUCUUCAAGGAGGGCGAAGGCAGCGCGGCCCGGGACGACGACGACGACGAGGAGGAGGCGGAGGAGGCGGCGGCGGGGGAGGCCGCCGCCGCCUCCUCCUCGCCGCGCUCCUUCACGCUCUAUGCGGCGCGGGGAUGCGGGGCGAAGUCACGACAAGCCUCAAUUACGGACACACUGCAGCAGCAGGAGGCUUCUAACCAAGACUUACGGCUGACGGUGGUCGCGAGCGACCUGGCGGCUGAGCGUGAGGCAGAGCUCCGCAGCUUCAUCGCCAGGCGCCUGGAGAAGGGCGCUCUCUAUGGCAGCAUCGGCAGCGUCGCCACUCUCAACCUCGCGUCAGCCGACGACAGCACGGCCUGCUACUACUGCCUGCUGCAGCAACCAUUACCGGUGGUGGCGGAGAGUGUGGAGAGUGUGGAGAGUGUGGAGAGUGUGGAGAGUGCGGAGAGUGCAGAGAGUGUGGAGCCCGGGGAGCCCGUGGAGGAUGGAGGAAGCGGCAGGGAGGAGGGCUCCAAUGGAGCCACGGCUGCUGAUUACGUCAUUUGUUUUUUGGGUCUGACAGAGCAGGGCCUCGAGUUGUUCAGGCCAGAGCUUGACAAGUACGCGGCUGGAUUGCUGGCGUACCUGGAUGCCGAGGUGGGCACGGAAGGCUGGCGCGGAGCAGCAUACCUGGGCGGCUGGCUUGAGGACGCGGUUCUCUACAUCCACCGCGUGCUGCGCACCCUCAACGGGCACAUCGCCAUGCUGCUACAUGCCGCUCUGAGUCACGCACCAGUGGACGUAGUCGGAGCCAAUGAAAAACUCAGCCAAGACAUAUCCAGGUUUGUGCAGACAAGCCGGCUCGAAGGGCUGAUGCCGGGGUCCCCUUCUGCGUGGCCCCAGUCGGCGGGCAACAGCACGGUGACGGUCGACUGCAGCAGCGACUCCCCGAGCGUGAGGAACGGCACCAGCAAUAGGUUCUGCGACACGUGGGCAGACGCCCUGACGCGGGCAGCGGAGACCGGCAGCGCCUUUGUCCUGCGCCAGAUCCUGGAGAACUUCAAACUCAAGGCCAUCCAGGACAUGAACAGCUUCCAGCGGCUGCUGAAUCAGGCGGAGAGCGACCACUACGCGCUCUACCGCUGCCUGCAGUUUGUGCGCGCGUGCGGGAACGGCGGGGUGCUACUGUCCUGUCCCGCGCUGGGGCCGGGCCUCGUGCCGGCGUCACGGCCCGCGGCGCUCAGCGUGCUGUGCGUGCUCGCCGAGUUCACGCGCGAGAAUGGGGAGACCCUGUGAGACCCUGUGAGACCCUGUGAGACCCUGUGAGACCCUGUGAGACCCUGUGAGACCCCGUGAGACCCCGUGAGACCCCGGCGAUACCCCGUGAGACCCCGGCGGGCCCUCGGAGAGACCCCAUGAGACCCCAGCGAUACCCCCGUGGGAACCCCGUGAGACCCCGUGGAGACCCCGUGAGACUCCGUGAGACCCCGUGGAGACCCCGUGGAGACCCCGUGAGACCCCGUGAGACCCCGUGAGACCCUCGUGAAGACCUUUGUGAGACCCCGACGAGGAGGACAACGACCAAACUGGAACAGAAGCAGACUGCACUCCGUAUCCCACGUCAAGCGCAUCCCGAGCUCUGCCCAUCUCCACACACGUUCAGCGUUUAAUUCGGAUGGUUCUUUUUAAUUACCACCGUUAUAAUGUUCGGCGCAAGCGCAGGACGUCAAAUGUUGUGGCUAAAACUUAAUUUAAUUAGCCGUUAUCAAAUGCUCCUCUCAAUUCACCAGACUGAUUAAAGCAGUCGGGUAUCGACAUGGCCCAUGCCAUUUCUGCCCACAAAUGAUAGCUCGGCAAAGUGGCUCAUGUGGAAAUUUAUAGCAGCCAAAUACUCUAUAGAUGCACAUUAAACAAAAUAAAUAAUUUCGUUGUUUACAUUCUUAUAUGGCCACAAAGUAUGGCUCAACGAAGUGGCUUAUUGCGUGGACAUUUAAAGCAGCAGGCAAAUACUCGAAGUGGCUUAUCAUGAUGUGGAAAAUUAGAGCAGCCAAAUACUCUUAAACGUGCAUUGAUUCUAAAUGUGGAGGGUAAAACUGGGGAAAGAGACACGCAAACUCCAAAUAUACAGGUGUCAGGGUUGGGAUUGACCCCACGAACUCCUGUAAACCUGACAAGGUGUUAAAAAUCUCACCACCGCUGUGCCCCAAGGAUUGGAGGUCACCACACUGGGCUGCGCUUGGCCCAUUGGGCGGGGUCCCGGCACUACGUUCGAGACACGGAGGCAUUGGGGAGUUUGCGACGGGCGCACCAGUGCCUUGUAGACACUGCUACACUCACUACAUUUCGGUCCAGCUUGUGGCAGAUUCACCAUGUCCGGUGUUGUCAUUUAAUUGAAUGCAAGUGAGACACUGCUGCCGAGUUAACCCUUGAACUAUUAUUUAUAAAAUAAUAAAUAAAAUAACCUUAUCGGUACGUCUUCAGGUCGGAAGAUGUACCGAGGCUCCCACAAGGCGAUGUGGGGGAGGGCGUGCGGCAGAGUUUGGCGCCAGCUAUCAUAGAGUGCGGUGUCGCUGCGGUUCUCUGCGGUGAGGACAAUGUAUUUAAAAACAACGUCGCUCUUAAUAAAAUUAACGCUCAGCCGCUCGCGCGUUCUGAGAUUCAGCAGCGGUGAACGGGACACCCACCCUGCAACUUUACAGACAUCUCGGGAACGGGAUAGGGGUAACCCGCUUUGAAAGUUACGUAACCACUAACACGGCAUUCCGUUUGGACGGAGGCGAGAUGGGGAAAGGCGGAGAGUAGUACCGAGGAGAAAUUUAAGAAAGCAUUGGCCAAGCAUACGAAAUGAUUCCGUUUGGCACGUUUGAUUUUUAAAUGCUUAUCGUUUGCUUUGGUUUUUUAAAUUCCAUUCUGUGGUGAAAAGUGUGGUUGGUUAACUGGGUGUAUUGUGGUAUACGUUGUCGAGUUCAUUCCUUUGCACGAAAAGAUGAUGCUGAUAAAAUGUAUGUUCACGCGACUCAACUGUUUGGGCAAAAAGUCAACACGCUGCUUUAAUUUUCCAAGGGAGGGUUUUUGUUUAUUAAUUUAAAAUCAAAACAGAAACAUCUUCCUGGUGCACGUUUCCAAGACGACUGCCCAGAGCUUGUUGUGGGAAUGUAACUAAACGUGAUCACCGACCUUCAGAAAUGUUCGCAACGGACACAAAGACGCUACACGGCACGGUUAAAAUAAUGACCCGCGUAAAAUCGAUAUUACUAAAUACAAAUUGAAAUGUUUGGUUAAUUUAUGUACUAGAGUGUACUUUGUUUUUCAUUGUUUUAGACGACUGACUUUACCAGGAUUUUAUAUUUCAAGGUAAUCUCCACGCUGUUUUAUUUGCUGUAAUUGAGGUCAAAGUGCCGGCGCGAAUGUCGCUGUAAAUUGUUAAUUAGCUCCCUGUCCACACAGCUGUAGCAAUGGGUUUUGUUUGCCGAUGUAAUAAUUGGUAGUCUUAACUACCAUUCCGAAUAAAGUAAUUUAUUCCGUGGAAUAACAA